Molecule: messenger RNA, 2202 nt
Organism: Elephantulus edwardii (Cape elephant shrew)
Lineage: Eukaryota; Metazoa; Chordata; Mammalia; Macroscelidea; Macroscelididae
Gene: MBTD1
Product: mbt domain containing 1
Exons: 17
Coding region: 316-2202 (628 amino acids)
Biological process (GO): regulation of DNA-templated transcription
Cellular component (GO): nucleus
Molecular function (GO): zinc ion binding
Source: RefSeq, a predicted model, not a curated record
AUCCUGGGGCCACCCGAGUUAAAGGGGGGAAAUCCGGGGGCUGCCACCGCCGCCACCGGUCAGGGCCCAGCCGGGGGCCCCCGAAAUCGCUGCAGUCCCGGGUGGAGGUGCCUGCCCCCAGCGCGGGGGAGGGGGCGCCGCGGGCCCGGGGAGCACGGAUCACCCCUACCCAUGAGGCCCUGAUGGAAAACACAAAGGAUCUGAGUCGGCAGAGACAUUAGAGGUCACCCCAAGCCGCCGUCCCCUCUGCAGCCUCUCUGACAAGUGACUGAACAUUCUUCACGAUCUGAAAGGAAGAGAAGAGACUCAUUCGGGAUGUUCGACGGUUAUGAUAGCUGCAGUGAGGAUACAAGUAGCAGCUCCAGCUCGGAGGAGAGUGAAGAAGAAGUUGCUCCUUUACCUUCACAUCUCCCAAUUAUCAAAAACAAUGGCCAGGUCUACACAUACCCAGAUGGUAAAUCUGGAAUGGCUACCUGCGAGAUGUGUGGAAUGGUUGGUGUGCGAGAUGCUUUUUAUUCUAAAACAAAGCGUUUCUGCAGCGUUUCAUGUUCACGAAGUUACUCGUCAAACUCCAAGAAGGCAAGCAUUUUGGCCAGACUUCAGGGUAAGCCUCCAACAAAGAAAGCAAAAGUUCUUCAGAAACAACCUUUAGUUGCUAAGUUAGCAGCAUAUGCUCAGUAUCAAGCAACGUUGCAAAAUCAAGCAAAGACAAAAGCAGCAGUCUCCAUGGAAGGUUUCAGCUGGGGUAACUACAUCAAUAGCAAUAGCUUCAUAGCAGCUCCAGUUACCUGUUUUAAACAUGCACCCAUGGGGACUUGCUGGGGUGAUAUCUCAGAAAAUGUGAGAGUAGAAGUUCCCAAUACAGACUGCAGCCUACCUACCAAAGUCUUCUGGAUUGCUGGAAUUGUAAAACUAGCAGGUUACAAUGCUCUUUUAAGAUAUGAAGGAUUUGAAAAUGACUCUGGUCUGGACUUCUGGUGCAAUAUAUGUGGUUCUGAUAUCCAUCCGGUUGGUUGGUGUGCAACCAGUGGAAAACCUCUCGUCCCUCCCAGAACUAUUCAACAUAAGUAUACAAACUGGAAAGCUUUUCUAGUGAAACGACUUACUGGUGCCAAAACACUUCCACCUGAUUUCCCACAGAAGGUUUCAGAAAGUAUGCAGUAUCCCUUUAAGCCUUGCAUGAGAGUAGAAGUGGUUGACAAGAGGCACUUGUGUCGAACUCGAGUAGCAGUGGUGGAAAGCAUAAUUGGAGGAAGAUUAAGGCUAGUGUAUGAGGAGAGUGAAGACAGAACAGAUGACUUCUGGUGCCAUAUGCACAGCCCGUUAAUCCAUCAUAUCGGCUGGUCUCGAAGUAUUGGUCAUCGAUUCAAAAGAUCUGAUAUUACAAAGAAACAGGAUGGACAUUUUGAUACACCACCACAUUUAUUUGCUAAGGUAAAAGAAGUAGACCAGAGUGGGGAGUGGUUCAAGGAAGGAAUGAAAUUGGAAGCUAUAGACCCAUUAAAUCUCUCUACAAUAUGUGUCGCAACCAUUAGAAAGGUGCUGGCCGACGGAUUCCUGAUGAUUGGGAUCGAUGGCUCAGAAGCAGCAGAUGGCUCUGACUGGUUCUGUUACCAUGCAACCUCUCCUUCUAUUUUCCCUGUCGGUUUCUGUGAAAUUAACAUGAUUGAACUUACUCCACCCAGAGGUUACACAAAACUUCCUUUCAAAUGGUUUGACUACCUCAGGGAAACUGGCUCCAUUGCAGCACCAGUAAAACUGUUUAAUAAGGAUGUUCCAAAUCACGGAUUUCGUGUAGGAAUGAAAUUAGAAGCAGUAGAUCUCAUGGAGCCACGUUUAAUAUGUGUAGCUACAGUGACUCGAAUUAUCCAUCGUCUCUUGAGGAUACAUUUUGAUGGAUGGGAAGAAGAGUAUGAUCAGUGGGUAGACUGUGAGUCCCCUGACCUCUAUCCUGUAGGGUGGUGUCAGUUAACUGGAUAUCAACUACAGCCUCCGGCAUCACAGUCUUCAAGAGAAAGCCAGUCAGGUUCAUCAAAACAGAAGAAAAAGGCAAAGUCCCAGCAAUACAAAGGACAUAAGAAAAUGACUACGCUGCAGCUGAAGGAGGAGCUGCUGGAUGGGGAGGAGUACAGUUUCCUCCAAGGAGCAUCUGAUCAGGAAAGCAAUGGCUCUGCCAACUUCUACAUCAAACAGGAGCCCUGA